CGUUGCUGGCAGUGCCGCUGGGCGGGAACUGCGGCUGCGCCUUGGCUUGGGGGAUGAUGGGAACAUCAAGACAAAAGGAUAAUAAAUAACUAGCAAAACUGGAAUGAGCCACAACACAACAAUUGUCUCUCGCCGCCUUUUGCGGCAUCGAUUUUAAGGAGACACAACCAAGCGCACAUCACAUCCUUUGCAGACAGGACAGCAGGACGGCAGGACAACAGGGAGUCUGGGAUUUAGCAAGCUAGAACAAGUCCAGCACGUUUGCGGAACCAGUUUUAAUGUCAGAUAGACGUUACUAUUUCACAUCAGAGCAACGAUACAACACCCCGGGCGACGUCGACAAUGAUUGUGCUGAUGAUGGGCUUUUGUAUCCUCGCCGGGAUAUCAACAAUGACAACGAGAACGACAACGACAAUGGGGCCAAUGCGGACAAUGAGCCGGAUGCGGACAAGGACGACGACUCGGAGUUCCUGCAGGACGUGCCCUACUCAUCCAGCAGCAUUGACCGCAGCUCUGUGGGCUCCAUACCCUGGGCAGACGAUGCCAUCAAGAAGAACCUGCUGGACUGGGAGCGGGUGGAGCGCAUGCUGAGCGGUGAGGAGGUGCUGCCGGAACAGGAGCCAGAGCUCAGGCACGAGAUCGCCGACUGGCAGCACAAAUUCCCCAUGCUGGUGGGCCGCAAAGUGCGGAUGCGGUCGCUGCGCCAUCAGAGCUUCGACAGCCAAACGCGGCGUGACGAUGAGUCUGUGGACAUCGAUUCCAUUUCAAAUCUCAGUCUGAACUCGCUGGACGAUGAGGAUAUUGAGGACGAUGGCUUUCGAACGCCCACAGCAGAGCCCCAGCACCAGCAGCACCACCAACAGCCUCGGACUUAUCUGCGGCCCACCCACAAUCUGGUGGACAUUCUGGAUCGUGAUCUGCGUGUCACUUCAGUGUCGGUAAAGCUGCUCAAGCGACAGCGCUCCCAGCAGCAGCAGCCGCACCAAGCGCAGCUGCCCCCAAAACUUAGCUCUGCGGUGCCCCAGUCGGCACGCUUGAGGAUGCCGCCCAUAUUAAACGUCCUGGACACGAAUCGUCGAUUUCGCGGUCUCCUCAACAACCGCAGUUUCGUGCAGCUAACACAGGUCCAACAACAACAGCAGCAGGCCAAAUCGGCAGCCCUUACCCAUGCGAGCAGUGCCGAGCGAAGACAGUAUCACCAUCACCAUGCGGGUAACCGCUCGGCCUGGCACAUGCCGAUGGCCGCGAGCCGAUUCUUUUCGAACAACAAGAAUGCCAUUGUGCUGCCGGCACUGAAUCUGAGCCGGCACAGGGACUACGGCAGAGCAACAGCCGCCACCACAACGGCCACAUCCAGCCAGACCAAUUCAAGCGGUGGCGGUGGCCACAACAGUCACAGCAACAGCAACAGUUCCUCUCGCACCCUGCACCCAUUCGCGCUGCCUACGAACUCGAGCAACACACCGUCGACGGGUCGCUCGAUCUCGGCUGCAGUGCACCAUCCUCGGUCGGAGUUUGCCUCCAACAGUGCCUUCUACAUACCGUACAGUGCCUCGAAAUUCAAAGCCUUCAAGUAACCUCAUGCCAUGUAUACAACAAGCAAUAAAACUGAACUUAAAGGAGACUUUAUUCGGAA
This is a messenger RNA of Drosophila subobscura, 1636 nucleotides long. RefSeq lists its product as uncharacterized. The transcript has a single exon. The record is from RefSeq and is a predicted model, not a curated record. NCBI's taxonomy places the organism in Eukaryota, Metazoa, Arthropoda, Insecta, Diptera, Drosophilidae. Bases 279 to 1577 code for a protein of 432 amino acids.